AUGAUGACAUUCUCUUCAUAUGAAGGGAAGCAACAAUUGACGACGGCUGAUACAGGUUUACCACAAGUUUUUUGUUCUAUCAACUCUGACAAGCCCUUGCCAAUCUUCUUCAACGAAAAGGUUCUUUUUCCAAGCUUGGAGGAAUUGAAGCUUUCAUCCAUUUGCAAGUUAAAGAGGAUAUGGCACAAUCAACUCCACGGACAGUCCUUCGGCAAACUUGCAUCCCUCACAAUCGAACUUUGUGAAAAUCUAUCACAUGUUUUUCCAUCAAAUUCUACAGAUUGGUUGUGCAGUCUGAAUAAACUUAAGGUGGUCGAAUGCCCAUCCUUGGAAGAAUUAUUUGAGCCGGUAAGUCUCAAUGCUGAGAAAAGGCAAAAGCCAUUGGUCCUCUCUGCAUUAGAAAAAGUGAAGCUGUUGAAUCUACCAAAACUGAGAGACAUUGUGAAGAGUAACUGCAAAAUAACCUUAGCGUUUCCCAGUUUGAUAAAAGUGAAGGUGAGGCGUUGUCAUAGUUUGCCAUAUCUAUUCUCAACUGCCACGGCCAAAACUCUAGAUGAACUUGAGGUGCUUGAUGUUUCCUGUUGCGAUAACUUGCGGAGCAUAAUUGUGAUGGAAGAAGGAAAAGAGAAAAUCAUAGAGACAUUGAAAUUCCGUCAUUUAAGCACUCUCAAGCUUGGCGACCUCAAGAACUUGAUUAGUUUCAGCUCAGUGAGUUGUGCUAGUGAAGGGUUACAUCCUCUAUUUGACGAGAAGCUUGCAUUUCCAAAGUUAGAAGAGCUACAAAUAAAGGGAAUUCAACUGAAAGAACUAUGGCACAAUAAAAUCCUUGCGGGGUCAUUUUGCCGUCUAAAGGUCCUUGAGGUGAAGCAAUGUCACAACCUAUUGAAUGUGGUUCCUUCAUUUAUGUGGGGGAGACUGCUUCAUUGCGUAGAGUCCUUGACAGUGGAGUCAUGCAAUUUGAUAGAAGGCAUACAUACCCUCGAAGGCCUCGGUUUCAUGGAAAGAGAAGCUGCAAGAAACAGUCCAUUGAGAAAGCUAUCUUUAUGUGAUCUCCCUAAUUUGACACGCAUAUGGAAGAAUGGGGAUUUGCUGAAUCUUUGCUUUCACAACUUGACUUCUAUAAGAGUUGAGGGGUGCCCGCAUUUAAGGAACAUUUUUACAAUGUGUAUGGCGACUAGUCUGGGACAACUCCAACAUCUUGUUCUAGGUGGCUGUGAAGAGAUGGAGUACGUUGUAUCUGGAGAAGAGGAGAAACCCAAAGAAGUAGCUCAUAAAAUUUUAAUUCCUCAACUUGUCACUAUGUAUCUACACAACAUGCCAAAACUCAUAAGCUUCUGCCAGGGGAAGCAUAUUUCAGAGUGGCCCUCCUUGAAGGAAUUUACUGUUGAAGAUUGCCAAGCAGUGGAGGUGAUUAUAGGAGAUGCCAGUUGUAAAAAACCAGAGGGCAACGUUGCAGCGCAGCAACCGCUUUUGCUGGUCGAAGAGGUUGAGUUUCCUGAAAUGGAGUCGAUGAAGAUCUCACAUAUGGAUAACAUGGAGAAGAUCUGGUCGGACGAGCUUGCUUCAAAUGCUUUUAGCAAACUCAAGACGCUAAUAGUGGAGUAUUGUCCCAGACUUUCAUCCAUAUUUUCACCCAGUGCUACCCUCGUAAGAUUCCAAAAUCUAGAGAAGUUAACUGUGACCAAUUGUGAUGCACUGGAAGUGUUAUUUCACAUGCAAGAGUUAAAUAUGAGUGGAGCUCAUUUCACAAGCAAUUUUCAAUUGAAUGAAUUAUUUUUGGCGUGGCUCCCAAAACUGAAGCACAUAUGGAGUGGACUUCCUCAAGGAGAUGUUACCUUUGGACGUUUACGAUGCAUGAGGGCUGAGAGCUGUGAGAGUCUCCAAAGUUUAUUUCCAAGUCCAGUGGCAAAAACUAUGACACAACUUGAAGAACUUGUAGUAUGCGAUUGUGGGGUAGAGAAAAUUAUAACGGAGGAAGACGAAGGAGGAGGGACAAGUGCAGGUGAUCUCUUCUUUCCACGAUUGACCAAACUGCAAUUAUUGGAGUUGCCAAAACUGGGAAGCUUCUGUAGCAAUAGUCAUACUUCAACAUGGCCAUUCUUGAAGGAGUUGCAAGUGAGACACUGUGGCAAAAUGAGGUCAAUCUCAUUCAAAGGUGAAAUCCAAAGCUGCCAAGGUAGUACUACCAGCGAGAAACAACAUGCACUCUUUUAUAUGGAAAAGGUCAUUCCACAAUUGGAGAAAUUAAGAUUAGCGAGGGAGGAUGUUGUGAUGAUGCCGCAGCAAUACGUCUUUGGCAAUCUCAGAGAGCUGCUUUUGGGAUGCUACCACGAUGAAAAUGUCGUCUUUCCCUCCAACUUCCUUCUCCACGGUUUCCCCAAUCUAGAAGAGCUUUCUUUGGAUUGUAGUUCCUUCGAGGUGAUAUUUCCAGAAGAUGCGUUUGGACAUGGGGGCGUGAGUCUGAAGGCUCUUGGAAAUCUUAAGCGACUUCGGCUGACUAAGCUACGUAAUUUGAGACGAGUCCGGAAAGAUGGCUUCUUGAUGGCUGAAAUCCUCAAACAAAUUGAAUAUCUGUACAUUUCUGAGUGCCCUCGUUUAUCAAUUGUAUUUCCAACUCCAACUUCAUUCCAUAGCUUGACAGAACUAGAAUUAGAGGAUUGCGACGGUUUGGUUCAUGUGGGGACUUGCUCAGCAAUGACGAGUCCGGUGCACCUUACUCGGCUAAUCCUAAGAAAUUGUGCUAAAAUGGAAGUCGUGGUAACAUAUGAUGGAAAUGGAGCGGAGGAGAUCUCUUUCUCCAACUUGGAAGUGCUGAUACUCGAUCUGCCCUAA
This is a messenger RNA of Rhodamnia argentea, 2832 nucleotides long. RefSeq lists its product as uncharacterized. NCBI's taxonomy places the organism in Eukaryota, Viridiplantae, Streptophyta, Magnoliopsida, Myrtales, Myrtaceae. The record is from RefSeq and is a predicted model, not a curated record. The transcript is spliced from 6 exons. Bases 1 to 2832 code for a protein of 943 amino acids.